AUGAAACUUAAUCCUAAGAAGUGCGUCUUUGGGGUAAAAGCAGGAAAAUUUUUAGGCUUCCUUGUAAGCAAGAGAGGGAUUGACUCGAAUCCAGAAAAAAUUCAAGCUAUUAUCACCUUACCUGAGCCGAGUGUUAAAGACAUUCAAAGCCUGACAGGGAGGACGGCAUCCCUCACCCGAUUUAUUUCUAAGUCAGUAGACAAGGCUCUGCCCUUCUUCACAUUGUUAAGAGGAAAUAGAAAGUUCGAGUGGGGAGAGGAGCAAAGCAAGGCAUUCCUGGCCGUGAAAGAGCAGUUAAAGAGCUUGCCCACCAUCACAAGGCCAAAAAUCGGAGACAUAUUGCAGUUAUAUAUCUCGGUCUCGUCGAGAACAGUCGCGGCCGUCUUGUUGGUGGAACAGGAAAAAAGACAACGACCAAUAUAUUUCAUCACCCACAUUCUUAACGGUCUUGAGAGCUUACAAGCCAGGACUGCCAUCAAGGCACAGGCCCUAGCAGAUUUUAUUCAGGAAGCUUCAUAUGAGGAAGAAGAAGCAGAGCAAGAGCAGAGCUGGCUGCUAGAGGUAGACGGAUUCGCCGCUGUAAGCGGAUUUGGGACAGGAAUAGUAAUGACUAGUCCAGAAGAGAAUGUCUACCAGUACACCAUCAAGUUUGGUUUCUCAGCAUCGAAUAAUGAAGUAGAGUACGAAGCCGCAAUCGCUGGCUUAAGAAUGUGUUUGGCGGCGGGCGCCAAAAACGUACUCUUGAAGACGGAUUUGCAGUUAGUCAGUGGUCAGUUAAGGGGAGAAUUUGAAGUCACAGAGGCCAACAUGAUAAAAUAUGUGGAGAAGACCAAAGAACUGAUUGCCCAGCUAAGCCACUUCGAAGUACAAGCGAUACCCCGAGCCGAGAACAUGAAAGCGGACACCCUGUCUAAACUAGCCAGUUCCGACUCAUUCAACAUUGAAGAAACGGUCACAAUAGAUAUACAAAAAGAGAAGCGUAUCACGGAGCAUGUCGUGACCGUCAACAGCAUAAACCAGCAGGGGGAGUGGUUCAGUGAGCUGGUGGCGUAUAAGCUGACGGGGGCACUUCCUAAUAAUCCCUCGUUCGCCAAGAAGUUGAGAUGA
This is a messenger RNA of Beta vulgaris subsp. vulgaris (sugar beet), 1107 nucleotides long. RefSeq lists its product as uncharacterized. The transcript has 2 exons. The coding region runs from base 1 to 1107 and encodes 368 amino acids. The record is from RefSeq and is a predicted model, not a curated record. Lineage: Eukaryota; Viridiplantae; Streptophyta; Magnoliopsida; Caryophyllales; Amaranthaceae. Gene Ontology annotation, molecular function: nucleic acid binding; RNA-DNA hybrid ribonuclease activity.